Messenger RNA from Durusdinium trenchii, 321 nucleotides. The record is from the annotation of a GenBank genome assembly. NCBI's taxonomy places the organism in Eukaryota, Dinophyceae, Suessiales, Symbiodiniaceae.
AUGCUGUGUCACUCAUCCACUCUUGAAUGGAAAGAAAACAAACCUGCUGCCUCACUGCUAAGCCCACUGGGUGUUUCUUCUUUGCCUGGCAAAGGACUUUCCGUGCUGCUCGAUGUUACCUUUUGCUGCUUGCAGGCGCUUCAAUCUCUGUCUUGCCGGGGAGAAUGCUUUCAAGUUGCCGACGACAUGCUUAAGCACCAAAAAACGUUUUGCCAGAACAUCUUCCAUACGUCGAAGAAUGAUGAACAUCAUCAUGCAAACUGCGUUGGCGAAGUGAAGCAUUGCUGGGUCAAUGCUGUGUCACUCGUCCAAUCCAUUUGA